CGUGGGGGGGUGGAUCAAUGCUGGUUGACGUUGUUGUUGCAAGUGGAGAAGAAAUUACUUUGUCGCUGGUGGUCCGGUUGUGGAUUUUACCCUUAGUUCCACUUCUGAAGAUGGUAAAAAGUUAAGAAUUGUUGGUCUUGGAAACGUUUCUGUUAUUUACAAGUUGAACCUUGCUGGGAAACUAAAUAGCACGAUGAAAACGUCAUCUGGGUGGCCUUUCAAGGGAUCCAGUGUCAGUUUCAGAGCCAAGCCCAUUUCACUGUGGAAGUGUUCCCAUAGGAUCUCUCAAACACAGUCAGAUUAAUAAGUGUGGCUGGUAGAGUAAAAGGUAGAGGGCUGCUCCUCCUCACCACCGCCACCAUUUUCCUUCCUGUCCUGUCGGGCAGAGCAGAGUCCGUGUUUGUGUUUCUUUAUUCUGCCUGGACGCAACCCACCAACUUCAAAUUCAUGAUCACAUGACUGUGGAUAUGGACACGGUCCUGUCCGAUUUUGUCCGUUCCACUGGAGCUGAACCAGGACUGGCCAGAGAUCUACUAGAGGGGAAGAACUGGGAUUUCAGUGCUGCACUCAGUGACUUUGAGCAGCUGAGACAGGUGCAUGCUGGGAACCUGGCAUACUCAUUCAGAGAGGAGAGGACAUAUCUACCUCCUGAAAAGGAGAUGGCCAGGGUAGGGCGACCUGUACUCCACCGCCAAGAUGAGGUGGUACAAGCAGCCACAGAGAAGCGCUUGUCGCGGGGAAUUUCCCACGCUAGUUCAAUCAUUGUGUCCCUGGCUCGCUCACACGUCUCAAGCACUGGUGGUAGCAGCAGUGAGCCACUUCUGGAUACGCCCCUGUGCACUUUCCAACUACCAGACCUCACCUUGUACCGGGAUGACUUCCGUGGUUUCAUUGAGAGGGAUCUUAUUGAGCAGUCAAUGAUGGUGGCCUUGGAGCAUGCUGGGCGACUGAACUGGUGGACGAAAGUUGUUCCAAACUGUCAGAACCUGCUGCCUCUAGCAACAAGCGGUGAUGGAAACUGCCUGCUACACGCAGCCUCACUUGGUAUGUGGGGCUUUCAUGACCGGGACUUGAUGCUGCGGAAGUCCCUGUAUGCGCUGAUGGAUCACGGGUUGGAGAGAGAGGCGCUGAAGCGCAGGUGGAGGUGGCAGCAGACCCAGCAGAACAAAGAGUCUGGUCUGGUGUACACGGAGGAGGAGUGGCAGAAAGAGUGGAAUGAACUGUUGAAGCUGGCCUCCAGCGAGCCAAGAAUACACUACAGCACCAACGGCACCAACGGGGCGGAGUCCUCAGACGAACCAGUGUAUGAGAGUUUAGAGGAGUUUCAUGUCUUCGUCCUGGCUCAUGUCCUGAGAAGGCCUAUAGUGGUGGUGGCUGACACCAUGCUGAGGGACUCUGGAGGAGAGGCCUUUGCUCCCAUCCCGUUCGGAGGCAUAUACCUACCACUGGAAGUGCCAGCUGCCAAGUGCCAUCGCUCGCCCCUGGUGCUGGCGUACGACCAGGCACACUUUUCUGCCCUGGUCUCUAUGGAGCAGAAGGACGGCUCCAAAGAGCAAGCAGUUGUGAUACCUCUCACUGACUCAGAGCACAAAAUGCUGCCUCUGCACUUUGCUGUGGAUCCGGGAAAAGACUGGGAGUGGGGCAAAGAUGACACAGACAAUGUGAUGCUGGCAAGUGUGGCUCUUUCUUUGGAGGCCAAGCUUCAGAUGAUGCACAGCUACAUGACAGUCACCUGGCUGCCCCUGCCCUGUGAGCAAGCCCCUCUGGCCCAGCCCGAGUCUCCCACAGCAUCAGCAGGAGAGGAUGCACGCACGCCCCCUGAUUCAGGAGAGUCAGACAAGGAGUCAGUCAGCAGCAGCUCUAAUGGCAACGGUGACACAACCACAGCAUCCACUAUCAAUGGUGGUGGGUUCUUGGCUAAGAACAGCUCCUCUUCCUCAUCUAGUUCCUGUAGCACUGGAUCUGCAGGGGUAGGUACAGGAACAGCACUGAAGGAAAAAAGCAAGAAGGAAAAGGACAAGGAUAAAGACAAGAAGAGGGCAGACACUGUGGCCAAUAAGCUUGGCAGUUUUGGCAAGAGCCUGGGCAGCAAGCUGAGGAAGAAUGUGGGCGGAUUGAUGACAGGAAAGAACGCUGGAGCUGGAGGUGCCAAGCACGAGGGUGGGGAGAAGAAGAAGGGCUCAUUCAGGGGCAGGAUGGGCAGCAAGGAUAGCUCGCCUUCAGCCCACGCCUCCGAGGAUUCUGGGAAAGGCUCACCCUCCUCAGGUAGUGAGCGUCUCAACGGAACAGGAAGCAGUAUGAGCAGCAGUGGUGGGAGCAGUACUGAGAGCGAGACAUACAAGUACAGCGCAGAUGUCAAGGUCAGCCUUGGCAUCCUGCGAGCUGCCAUGCAAGGUGAGAGGAAGUUCAUCUUUGCCAGCCUUCUCACUACCAGCAACCGGCAGCCCUUCCAGGAGGAGAUGAUCCAGCACUACCUGGCUGACGCAGAGGAGCGCUUCAGGGCUGAGCAAGAACAACAGCGUCGUGAUGCAGAAAGGAAGGCUGCCACUAAUGGCAUCCAGCCACCUAGGAAGGAGGUGGUUGGCGGAACAGAGCUGAGUUACCAGCCUUACGAGGCCAAAGAGGAGCUGUCAGAGAACUCGCCACCUUCCUUCCCCCACCUAAAGUCUUCUCCUUUGAGCCCCUCCAUGUACUCUGGUGUUGUGCCCAUCCCUCGGCCGUCCUUCAUAGAUCAGUCUUCUGCUGCAGUACCCCUCACCCAGCAACUUCAUAUGCACAGUUACAUGGAUACUAGGCGCCAGCUAGCUGGUGGCACCCCGGUAGCCACCUAUCCCGGCCUUCCCUCAUAUGCCACUCUUCCCCGAUACUGCCCUACAACGCAGGGUCCCUUACCCCCCCAGUACAAUAGCUCACAAGGACCCUCCUCCCUGAGUCCUUCUCGACUCAUACCCUCAUACCCCCCUGAGUUCGACCCCCCAGACUAUCCUGGGUCUGAACUCACGUGUGGGAGUUACACCAAUGGCUUCCGGGACAUGCGCUCCAACCUAGACUCUCGGAGCGGGCAACCACCAGUCAGACACUAUUCGCUGGGCAGCGCAGGAGGUUUGACCAGCCUGCAGUCCAGCCGCUGUCGGACACCUAGCUGCACCUACUACGGACACCCCGAGACGGGCAACUACUGCUCCUACUGCUACAGGGAAGAGCUGAAGAAGAGGGAGACAGAGCCAAACAUUCACAGGUUCUGAAUGGACCGUGCUAUGGUUUGAAUUUGAUGAGUGGCCUUUUCAGAUUAAAAAAAAAAACGGCUGGGGCGGAUCAUCCUCUGACUGGACAAGAGAAAGGCAACCAGCUCUUCUCCUCCUUUUUUUUUUUUAUUUUUAUUUUUUUAGCUGUGUCACUUCCUGUUGAACAACAUCUGAACGUGACAGUCUACAGAAUAAACAGGGUGGUUUCUGACUGCUGAGGUCACAUGAUAGACCAUAGAAUAAUAGACCAUAGAAUAAACUAACUGCACUUCUGUUACUUUUUGCUGUGGCCCCAAUGCAGGUGUUGUGUAUCUGUGUGUGUGUGUGCGUGCACACACAGGCUCUCCUCCUUUAUUGGAGUUUAAUGCCUUGCUACCGUCUCCUUCUAGUGGAGAGAAUGUAUAUGGCAGGCACCACACACGACACUCAUGAGUACACAUUUAGCACAUGCACACAAACACUAAGUCAGACACACUACUACACUUAGUAAUACAAGCACAACAAGUGGCUCCACUUCAGCUGUGGUCUGUGGACUGUUUCAUUUUUAGGGACGUCACAUUCGGUUACAGUGAUUUCAGUGUUAUACAGAUUUUACACUACUGUUACUAGGUUCUUGCAUUAUAUAUGCAUUGGGAAACAGCAGAGUUAAUUCUCGUCACAUGGCUCUUUCGUUGGUCGCCGUUUGCGUAAUGCAAAUUGAAACGGUGCUAAUGGUUUAACCGUUCUGUCGUCUGCUGUGGUGCUAAUGUUCCAGAAUGCAAACACACAAAUGUCCAUGAUUUUAAUACAUGUGCUCUGCACUGUUGGUAUUAAAUUUCUGGCAAAACCAUUAUCACUUAAAAAUUCUACAUUUUUGUUCAGUUCAGAUAUCUAUACAUUUGGUUAUGGAGAUGUCAACCUGAUCAACCAGGCAUUGUAGAACAAAGCCGAGAUGGCACCAUGGGACUAUGGUAAGAUAAUGUUCCAGAGUAUUUCACUUGUUUGUUUGAAUAUUUCUCUCUCUUAGUUGGGUCUUCCUCUUUCUGUAACAAUAAUUGUUUGGCAUUAGAUCAUUGUGGAUGCAAUACUGCACACAACAAAAGUCCCAUCCAGCACAGCCGGUUUUGCAGAUACAGUACCUGCCACA
Messenger RNA from Monopterus albus (swamp eel), 4371 nucleotides. RefSeq names its product OTU deubiquitinase 7B (gene otud7b). The coding region runs from base 456 to 3245 and encodes 929 amino acids. Gene Ontology annotation, cellular component: cytoplasm; nucleus. Lineage: Eukaryota; Metazoa; Chordata; Actinopteri; Synbranchiformes; Synbranchidae. The record is from RefSeq and is a predicted model, not a curated record. The transcript has 13 exons. Gene Ontology annotation, molecular function: cysteine-type deubiquitinase activity; K63-linked polyubiquitin modification-dependent protein binding; DNA binding. Gene Ontology annotation, biological process: protein K48-linked deubiquitination; protein deubiquitination involved in ubiquitin-dependent protein catabolic process; protein K63-linked deubiquitination.